Messenger RNA from Pseudoliparis swirei, 6814 nucleotides. RefSeq names its product rho guanine nucleotide exchange factor TIAM1-like. Gene Ontology annotation, molecular function: protein binding; guanyl-nucleotide exchange factor activity. Gene Ontology annotation, biological process: small GTPase-mediated signal transduction; activation of GTPase activity; positive regulation of axonogenesis. The transcript is spliced from 30 exons. The coding region runs from base 340 to 5085 and encodes 1581 amino acids. Gene Ontology annotation, cellular component: synapse; cytosol; plasma membrane. NCBI's taxonomy places the organism in Eukaryota, Metazoa, Chordata, Actinopteri, Perciformes, Liparidae. The record is from RefSeq and is a predicted model, not a curated record.
GUGUGUGUCGAGUCGAAAACGCUGCGCUGGAGUCUAGGAGACAUCUCGCGGCUGCAAGGAUUCCCCUGUUUGCUCUUGGAGAGGAUAACGCGCCGACGGGGUUUUAACCACCACGGGGGAUUAACUGUUACUCACACAGGAAACACCGGGGGCUCAAGAAAAGCUUUCCUCUCGCCGUUGCUUCACCCGCUUUCCGUGCCGUACCUGGCAGACGCUCAACAGCAGUGGCGAUCUGACAACGCCGCUUGAGGAAGCGUGGAGGACCAUGCGGUCGCUAGGAGAUGACGCGGCGCCGAUGACGAGCAAUUGACGAUGCGGCUGCUCAACCACAGUUGAAUCAUGGGAAAUGUAGAAAGUCAGAAUGGGGACAGUGGUUUCUACGGCGACGUGACGGGACAUCUCUCCCGCAAGCACGCGUCCCGGUCGCUCCGCAUCUCGAGCAAGCAGCCAGUCGUCCGGCGCUCCCGCCAUUCCUCUUCAGUGAAACAGGACCACAGGAACUCUGGUGCCUCGACGCGCUCCUCGAGCACGCCGAGCAUCCCGCAGUCCUUGGCGGAGAACGGACUGGAGCCCUUUAACGCCUCGGAUGCGUUCGGGGAGUUCGGCGUCAACCCUCACUGGACGCAGCGCGUCGCUAUGACGAUGAGGCCGGAGUCCUAUCAACAAGACGGCGACGCGUUGGCCACGCCGACUCCCGAAACCUCCGAGGCGGACACCGUUGCCCACGCUGGAGUCUCAGCUGCAAGGGCAUCGUCUCUGGACCAUCUGUGCAGCCAGCAGAGUCCUGGCCUCCGGGGGCAGAGGAGCCGCUACGCGAAGAACCGGAGAGAAGCCCAAUGCGAUGGAGGCGGAGGACGGGAGGAGGGGCCGACGUCUCCAGCCGAGGAGGACGGCGGCGGGUACGGAGCGUUCACGCUCCCCUGCCGGCGCUCCCACUGCCUGUCGGAGGGCUUGUCGGGGCUCGGGAUCCCCGCUGCACCGUACCCUGCCUUCCAGGGACGGCGUGCACAAACCACUCAGGACAUCUCGGGUGUUUUGGGCGAGGGGAGCGAGUACGGCGACAGUGGCAUCGAUGGCGUCACCGCGGAGAUCGACGGGGAGCUGGUGUCGCGGCGCUGCAAGGCCAUGUCCGCCUCCUUCUCCGUGUACUCGGCCACCGAGAGCAGCCUUUUCAACGGGAGCGAUAGCGGGAGCAGCAGCGCGGGAGGAGGGGAAGGACGAGCCGGCGAGGCAGGCCGGGGAGGAGUGUAUGAGAAUUUCCGGAAGGAGCUGGACAAUCAAGCCUGGACACAUCAGGAGGAGGCCGGCUCCGCUGUGAGUGACGAGCGGAGCAGCUGCACCCUCAGCAGCGCGUAUCCAUCGGACUCUCUGAUUGGCUGUGCGCAGGGCAUCGUCCGGAAAGCCGGAGCUCUGGCUGUCAAGAACUUCUUGAUUCACAAGAAGAACAAGAAGGUGGAACCGGCAACGAGGCGCAAGUGGAAACACUACUGGGUCUCUUUGAAAGGCUGCACUCUGUUUCUGUACGAGUCGGACGGUCGUUCCGGGAUCGACCACAACAGCGUUCCCAAGCAUGCGUUGUGGGUGGAGAACAGCAUCGUCCAGGCCGUCCCUGAACACCCCAAGAAAGACUUUGUCUUCUGCCUCAGCAACUCAGUGGGAGACGCUUUCCUCUUCCAGACGUCAGGCCAGACGGAACUGGAGAACUGGAUCACGGCGAUCCACUCUGCGUGCGCCGCCGCUCUGGCCAGGCAGCACCACAGGGAGGACACGGUGAGGCUGCUGCGAACGGAGGUCCGUAAACUGGAGCAGAAGAUCGACAUGGACGAGAAGAUGAAGAAGAUGGGAGACAUGCAGCUGUCGACCGUCACCGACGCGAAGAAGAGGAAGACCAUUCUGGAGCAGAUCUUCCUGUGGGAGCAGAACUUGGAGCGCUUUCACAUGGAUCUGUUUCGCUGCCGGUGCUACCUGGCCAGUCUGCAGGGCGGCGAACCCCCCAAUCCCAAACGCCUGCUGGGCUUUGCGUCGCGUCCCACCAAGCUGGCCAUGGGACGACUGGGCAUCUUCUCUGUCUCUUCCUUCCACGCCCUGGUGUCAGCCCGCACAGAGAGCGGCAUCAGGAGGCGGAACCAGGCCACGCCGCGCACCUUCAGUAAACGUCGUAGCCGCUUCUCAUCCCUCUGGGGGCUGGACACCACCUCGAAGAGGAAGACCAAGGGACAUCCUUCAAUCAACCAGGUCUUCGUUGAUGGGAUGGAGCCGGUGAGAAAGCCACUGGAGCUCAUGUUUGAAGACUCCGCCAGUGAGAAAUCUAAGGACAGAGAGGGCUCUGUGAAAAAUGUUCCUCAGCAAAACGUAGACGGCGACAUUUGGGUUCCUGAUUACCUGACUCCCUCCUGGGUGUGUCUGCCCAACAAUCGGCCUGUGUUGGCCAUCAUCCAGCCCGGCGAGACGACGCUGGAAGUCCUGAGCAACGUCUGCAAGGCCCAUAAAGUAGACCCCUCCGGCCACUAUCUGCGUCUGAAGAUAUGGAUGGACAACCAAAUGCUCUUUUAUGUUCCCAAAGUUGAAGAGGACAUCUCCGAUCUGGUCUACAAAGAAAUUGAGGUUUGCACCAAAGCUACCAAGGUGAUCCGGUUCAACAAAGAAGAGUCCUGCACCAUUGGAUUUGGGUUUUCUGUGGCAGUUAUAGACGAGGAGGGGAUGCAGCAGCUCCACAUUACCGAAGUGAAAGCGGAGGGACUGGCCUCGGCUAAAGGUUUGAAAGCGGGCGACGAGAUUCUGCUGCUGAACGGUAAACCGGCCUCCGCCCUCCAAAUGGACGACAUGAGGGCCGCGUUUGUAAAGCAAGCGCUGAACUUGAGCGUCAGCACCCUGCCGCAGCUGGACCCUCGGGUGCUGUGCCCGCUUCCACCGCGACGCUCCGACGGGGAUCAGGACCCGGCCACGGACAUCUUCUCCCAGAGCCAAGAGGACAUCCUGGACGAGGUGUCGGGGUUGACGGUGGAGAGCCCAGAGGACGGGUCUCGCCUGACCCUGCAGAGCCCGAGAGGUCACCAGGAAGAGCAAACGUGCACGGCGACUGGACAAAAGAGCUCAGAGCCGGUCGCUGCUUUCUGCCGCGGUCUCCAUGACAUGAAUCCCCCGGAGUGCCCCAUGUCAUCCUCGUCAUCGUCGUCCUCGUCAUCCCUCCCCCCAAGCCCCGUGUCGGCUCUCACGCCCGCAGCCGGCGUCGCCGCCCAGAGACAGCUCUCCCACGCGGACAAGCUACGCAAGGUCAUCAAUGAACUCGUGGAGACGGAGAGGACCUACGUCAAAGACCUGAGCUGCCUCAUCGAGUGCUACUUGACACCUUUGCAGAAGGAGCGCUUCCUGUCACAGGAUGAGCUGGACGUCUUGUUCGGUAACCUCGGGGAGAUGGUGGAGUUCCAGGUGGAGUUUCUCCGGACACUGGAAGAUGGGAUCCGACUGGUGCCCGACCUGGACAGACUGGAAAGGGUGGAGCAGUUUAAGAAGGUGCUGUUCUCCUUGGGAGGUUCGUUCCUGUAUUACGCCGAUCGCUUCAAGCUCUACAGCGCCUUCUGCGCCAGCCACACCAAGGUCCCCAAGGUGCUGGCUAAAGCGAAAACCGACCCAGAUUUCAAGGCUUUCCUGGCCGAGAGGAACCCCAGACAGCAGCAUUCCUCCACUUUGGAGUCUUACUUGAUCAAACCCAUCCAGAGGGUCCUGAAGUACCCACUGCUGCUCAGGGAGCUCCACUCUCUCACCGACCCGGACAGCGAUGAACACUACCACCUGGACGUUGCAAUGAAGGCCAUGAAUAAAGUUGCGAGCCACAUCAAUGAGAUGCAAAAGCUCCACGAGGAGUACGGAGCGGUUUUCGAUCAGCUCAUCAAUGACCAGACUGCGGAUAAAAAAGAGGUGGCGGACCUCUCGAUGGGAGAUCUGUUGCUCCACGCCACUGUGGUGUGGAUCAACCCGCCAGGCUUUUUGGUCAAGGGCAAAAAGGACCCGGAUAUGGCUGCCUUUGUGUUCAAAACAGCAGUUGUGUUUGUGUACAAAGACAGCUCCAAGCACAGGAAGAAAAUCAGCGUAUCUCACCGAGCAUCUAUGAACGAUGACAAGGAUCCUUUCCGUUUCCGUCACAUGAUCGCAACGGACUCUCUCCAAGUCCGUGCUCUCGCAAACUCCGAGGGAACAUCGGUGUGUGAGAUCGUUCACACACGAUCGGAAUCUGAAGGAAGACCAGAGAGGAACUUCCAGUUGUGCUGCAGCUCUCCAGAAAGUAAGAAGGACUUCCUGAAAGCGGUCCACUCCAUUCUUCGGGAGAAGCAGCGGCGCCAGCUCCUGAACACGGAGUCUCUGCCCCCCAACAAGCAGUACGUCCCGUUCGGGGGCAAACGUCUCUGCGCCCUCAAAGGGGCGCGGCCCGCCAUGAACCGAGCAGCGUCGGCUCCGUCGCGAACACUGCCCCGCAGGAAACUGGCGAGGAAGCGCUUCACCAUCGACACCGACCUGGUCUUCCACGGCAACAACAACAACAACGCCGACGCCGCCCACCCGUCGUCCUACCCGCCGCUCUCCCAGCAUGCUCUCCCUCAAGCCAACAAACCUCAAGGAGAGGACACGGACCGCUGGGUGGAGGAGCAGUUUGACCUGGGCUGCUACGAAGACCAGGGCGAGGGCCUCGACGCGGGCCAGGUGAAGGAGACGGACAUUUUGAGCGACGACGACGAGUACUGCAAGUCGGUCCGAGCCGCUUCGGCAGAACCGGCCGACGCCGAGGGGAGGACGGAGGGACUCGACCUUCGGGCCGCUGAGGCGAGGAGCCGCGACCCGAACGGACGAGCGGAGUCCGGAAGCGAGAUCAUGCUGAGCGUCACGCCGGAGGAGGUCGACCGGAUGAAGCGCCAUGACGGCGACGACGACUCGGGCUUGGUGGACUCCUUCGCCUCUUUGUCUCGCCGUGCCGCCCCGGCUCUAAAGCUCGCCCCCUCGACGCAAUGCGCCGCGGAGGGCGCCGCGAAUAACGACCGUGACGUCAUCUGGGUGCGGCGGGACGACUUUGGGAACAGCGACGUCUUCUGAUUGGAAAUCGCAGAAAAAGGGGGAUGACGAAGGGCGGCUGCUUCCACUUUUUACAUAAAGGAGGCGGGCGAGACAGUUGGAACGAUUAGUUACACGCUUUAAAGAUGUAGAAUGUAGAGGUAUUCGUGUAGAGAAGGUAUUCAGCCUCAGCCUCCUCUUCCCACCUCACCUGCACCUCCGUGGUACUGACCAUCCUAAAGUACGGGGAAGUAACAAUAUUCUCAUCCUGAAAUGCUUCGACGGGAAGCCGAAAGAAUACAUGGUCCUCACCGUUUAUGACACGCACCCCGGGCAACACACACACCUGUGGAAUUGUAUGUGAACAUAUGAACACAACAACACUGCAUGUGCACGCAAGUACACAAGUAAUUGUGUGUGUGUGUGUGUAUACUGUAAGUGCACAAAGUACACAAGAACACGGACGCUAUAGAUGGCCCCUGUGCACACGUUGAACUGAAGAGACGUCGUCACUGAACCUUGUGGCUUAAAUGUCUAUUUUUCAACACAGGAUUGUGGGUGUUCUAUUUUUCUGACUCAGAAACUGUGUUUGUAUUUUAACACUCAAGGGCCGUCCGUUACCGAGCUUCUCUUCAGGGGCGUCUGGCUGUGUGCGACGACGGUGAGACGGUAUAACAAGAUUUAUUGUGCUUUUUAUUGUUAACUUAAAUAUCAGCUGCACAUUGGUGUAUCGUCAGUACAAGGGAGUGCCGUUACCUCUCCGAUGAAAUAUUUUGACGCUCACUUUUAGUUUUCUCGGAUAUUCUUUCACAAAGUAUAGUCCACCAAUUCUUUAUUUAACGAUCGCCUUUUUACUGUCAUUUGUAAUGUUUAUGCCACACUCGGCUGCCCAGUGUUACAAAACCACCUUUUGUGUGUUUGGUGCCAGGAACAGACUCCAGGGAUCCAUCGCUUGUGCCCUUCACGUCAAGAUCCCAUCUCUAAUGUUGUUCCUCCAAAUAAAACGCCAUUUUUUAAAUUUUGGUACCUAAUGGAUUUCAUCAACGUCAUUUAAUAUACCGCAUCCGUUCUCUCACAAUGCCCCAUAUUCAUGAACAUGCCUUUAAACCUGGAAAUGGCUAAAUCCCUCCAACGAUCCCGUUUUACUCGACUCUCCUUUGUUGUUUUAAAGGUAUUCAAUAGAGCCAUGUUGGUAACUCUAACAUGGCGGCAACAACUUCCGACAUCAUCUUCUCUCUCUCUCCAGCUCCUUUGUCAUGUGAAGAAGCAUCACAACCACAAACAAGCUGAGACUUUACAUCCAUGACGUUUGACGUCAACCCUUACUAUAAUUCCUCUUUCUCCCUCCUGCGUUGCUUCCCUUUGUCCGCCAGGCGGCGCUGUUUCCCUGUCAUCACAGCAGCACCCUGUUGCAGAGCUCAACACCUCAUGCACACCAUAAUGGAUGUAUUGAACAUGCACUUAAUACCCAACUGUGAGGGCGGGAAUCUUCAGAGAUACUUUGAUCCAGUGUGUGUGACGUCAUCGGAGGGAAAUAAUACACUCUGGAUGUUGUUAUUGUUGUGUUUUUAUUAUGAUGCUGGUUUCUUAGACGUUUAGCUUUCUGGGUGAAGAUGGACGCUCAGACCGUGAGACACAAUCACCUGGCCUUGGAGGCAAAUCCUGUGAGAACCCCCUUGACUCCUCCCCUUUGUACUUUAAAAAAACUGUGUUCGUACAUACAAUUGUGGAGUAUUAUCAUCUUUGUUUAAAAAUAAAUUUUCUAAAUUUA